Molecule: messenger RNA, 2959 nt
Organism: Dromiciops gliroides (monito del monte)
Lineage: Eukaryota; Metazoa; Chordata; Mammalia; Microbiotheria; Microbiotheriidae
Product: cullin-4B
Exons: 2
Coding region: 465-2780 (771 amino acids)
Biological process (GO): ubiquitin-dependent protein catabolic process; DNA damage response; protein ubiquitination
Cellular component (GO): Cul4B-RING E3 ubiquitin ligase complex
Molecular function (GO): ubiquitin protein ligase binding
Source: RefSeq, a predicted model, not a curated record
GAGAGCAGCUGCGUGUGCGCCUGCGCACGAGGCCCAGGCCAGACUGCCCCGAGCCCUUCUGGCGGAGCAGGUGGCCCGGAUCCCAAAGCUUCCUGGUUUCUCAUCCCCUGACCCUGCAGCUGCUGCUGCUGCUGCUGCUGCUGCUGCUGCUGUUCCUCCUUCCCUGGAGGUCAGACCUGCCACUGAUGGUCCUAACAACACCAGCCCUACUUCAGCCACCUUUGCCUCCUGUUUUAAGAAGAGAAAGUUAAACACCGGAAGCAGCAGCAACAAAAGAGAAGACUGACCCCAUCCUUUUUCCCUGAUCCUCUCCCCAAGCCUCCUCCCAAGAACUCCUCUACACCCUCUUCUGCCUCUUCUACCGCCUCCUGCCCAGGGAUAUCAGUCACUACCCCCAACCAUCCAACCUCUAGAAGAAACUGCAUCUGUAAGACUCCUUGGAUGUUACAGGACUUGCUGUGAAGAUGGCCGAGGAAGCGGCAUCGACUUCUUCACCUGAUCUUGCUGUAUCUCAGCAGCAGGAACUCAAAAACAAAAACUUAUUCAUUUCCUCUGUGGCUAAGGGGGCCACCAAAGCCCCCACUACUACCGCUAGCUUCACCAAUGGCAAACCAAGUUUAGCUAAGAAACUGGUGAUCAAGAACUUUAAGGACAAACCUAUGCCAGAAAACUAUACGGAUGAAACAUGGCAGAAGCUGAAAGAAGCCGUGGAAGGCAUUCAGAACAGUACCUCGAUUAUGUAUAAUUUGGAAGAACUUUAUCAGGCUGUUGAAAACCUCUGUUCCUACCGGAUCUCUGCAAACUUAUACAAACAGCUGAGACAAAUCUGCGAAGAGCACAUCAGUUCCCAAAUUCACCAAUUUCAAGAAGAUUCACUGGACGGUGUUCUGUUUCUAAAGAAGAUCGAUACAUGCUGGCACAAUCACUGCAGACAAAUGUCCAUGAUUAGAAGCAUUUUUUUGUUUCUGGAUAGGACGUAUGUUCUUCAGAAUUCAAUGCUGCCUUCCAUUUGGGACAUGGGUCUAGAAUUAUUUAGGACCCAUAUAAUUUGUGAUCAGAAAGUCCAGAGCAAGACUAUUGAAGGCAUUCUCCUUUUGAUUGAGAGGGAAAGGAAUGGUGAAGUAAUUGAUAGAAGUUUGCUUCGAAGCCUUCUGAGUAUGCUUUCAGACUUGCAGAUUUAUCAAGAUUCUUUUGAACAAAAAUUUUUGGAAGAAACCAACCGGCUAUAUGCAGCAGAGGGUCAGCGUUUAAUGCAAGAAAGAGAGGUUUCUGAAUACUUUCAUCAUGUCAACAAACGUCUAGAAGAAGAGGAAGAUAGACUGAUCACUUAUCUAGAUAUGAGUACCCAGAAGCCACUAAUUGCUACUGUAGAAAAACAACUUCUGGGUGAACACUUAACAGCCAUCCUUCAGAAAGGUUUAAGUCACCUUCUUGAUGAGAAUCGGACUCAAGAUUUGUCUCUACUCUAUCAGCUGUUUAGUAGGGUAUACAAUGGAGUACAGGUUCUUUUGCAGCACUGGGUUGAAUACAUCAAGGCAUUUGGCAGCACUAUUGUCAUCAAUCCUGAAAAAGAUAAGACCAUGGUGCAGGAAUUGCUAGAUUUUAAAGAUAAAGUUGACCAUAUUAUUGAAAUAAGCUUUAUGAAAAAUGAAAGAUUUGUCAAUGCCACCAAAGAAGCAUUUGAAAUCUUCAUUAACAAAAGACCAAAUAAGCCUGCUGAACUCAUAGCAAAGUAUGUGGAUUCAAAGCUCCGUGCAGGUAACAGAGAAGCUACAGAUGAAGAACUUGAGAAAAUGUUGGACAAGAUCAUGAUUAUAUUUCGGUUCAUUUAUGGGAAAGAUGUCUUUGAAGCCUUUUAUAAGAAGGAUUUAGUCAAAAGACUGUUGGUUGGCAAGAGUGCAUCAGCAGAUGCUGAAAAAGCAAUGCUCUCCAAACUCAAGCAUGAAUGUGGAGCCGUGUUCACCAGUAAACUGGAAGGUAUGUUCAAAGACAUAGAGCUGUCCAAAGACAUCAUGAUUCAGUUUAAACAGUAUGUGCAAAACCAAAACUUUCCUGUGAGCAUUGAACUAACUGUGAAUAUCCUGACAAUGGGUCACUGGCCAACCUAUGUGCCUAUGGAGGUUCACUUACCUGCUGAGAUGGUAAGACUCCAGGAGAUUUUCAAGACUUUUUACUUGGGUAAACACAGUGGGAGGAAGCUUCAGUGGCAAUCAACGCUAGGACAUUGUGUACUAAAAGCAGAAUUUAAAGAGGGGAAAAAGGAACUCCAGGUCUCUCUUUUCCAAACACUGAUGUUGCUAAUGUUUAAUGACGGUGAAGAAUUCAGUGUAGAAGACAUUAAGCAAGCUACAGGAAUAGAGGAUGGAGAAUUAAGGAGAACACUCCAGUCAUUAGCCUGUGGCAAAGCUAGAGUUUUGACGAAAAAUCCAAAGGGCAAAGAUGUGGAAGAUGGUGAUAAAUUUACUUGCAAUGAUGACUUUAGACACAAGCUCUUCAGGAUAAAAAUCAAUCAAAUCCAAAUGAGAGAAACAGUCGAGGAACAGGCAAGUACUACAGAAAGGGUCUUUCAGGACCGGCAGUAUCACAUUGAUGCUACAAUUGUGAGAAUCAUGAAGAUAAGAAAGGCUCUAGACCACAAUCUGCUUAUUUCAGAAGCAUAUAAUCAAUUGAGGUUCCCAGUUAAGCCUGCUGAUCUCAAGAAAAGAAUAGAAUCCUUAAUCGACAGGGACUACAUGGAAAGAGACAAAGAGAACCCAAACCAGUACAACUAUGUUGCCUAAAAUGUUUGCCUUUGAGCAUUUGGUAUAAUAUCAUACACAGUUGCCAGUAGAUAAACUACCCUACUGUUCCAAUUAAUUGACUUCUUUCCUACUACUGAUGACUGAAUGAAUGAAAGCCACUUUUUUUAGUGGUUUAUAUGCCCAUUUAAAGAGUACAGUUUACAUUAAAGAAGAAUGCU